Messenger RNA from Suillus discolor, 2454 nucleotides. RefSeq lists its product as uncharacterized. The transcript has 11 exons. The record is from RefSeq and is a predicted model, not a curated record. The coding region runs from base 1 to 2454 and encodes 817 amino acids. NCBI's taxonomy places the organism in Eukaryota, Fungi, Basidiomycota, Agaricomycetes, Boletales, Suillaceae.
AUGACCACUCAUUUCCACCACAACCAAGACAAGAACGAGAUGGCAAUGCUAAUGGUGAGUCACAGUUCCAGUCUCAACACCAGUACCUCUUUUCUAACAGCAUCUUCUGAAGAUGUUCUGCACCACUUGUCUCCAGCACCAGCCCUGGAAGUAGACUCUGAAUUCUAUGGUACAGGCAAAUCUUUGUAUCGAAAUUAUCACACUGGUUUGAAUGCUCGACCAUGCGAUGCAAGUGGCAAUUUUUUGCCCCCUGGUACUCCACCAAUCCCUCUUGCAGAACAGUCACCUGAUGACUGGUCACCAUUUCGCAAUCAGAUUGAAUUCGAGACAGCUGAGUUUUUGUACAGCCAUGUACAAAUGUCCACACCCAAUAUAAACACUCUUCUCGAUCUCUGGGCUGCAUCGCUUCUCAAACAUGGCGAUCAGCCACCUUUUGCAGAUUGUAAGGACCUCUAUAACACAAUCGACAACAUUCCAAUUGGUGGCAUCAGCUGGCAGUCUUUCAAAAUUCAGUACUCUGGAGAGAAACCUGUUGGGCCCGAUGUGCCUCCAUGGAUGAACCAACAGUUCGAAGUUUGGUAUUGUGACCCUCAUGAAGUUGCACGAAACAUCCUCACCAACCCCGACUAUGUAAAUGAGUUUGAUUAUCACCCUUUCCACGAAUAUUCAGUUGAUAAGGAUGAACACUGUUAUCAAGACUUUAUGUUGGGCAAUUGGGCCUGGCAGCAAGCAGAUAUCAUUGCAGCUGAUCCUGACAAUCUCAGAGCAACAUUUGUGCCGAUAAUACUCAGAAGCGACAAGACAACAGUGUCCAUCAGCACUGGAAACAACAAAUACUAUCCAUUAUAUCUAUCUAUUGGCAAUGUCCACAACAAUGUCCGUCGAGCACACCGAAACACUCUCUGUCUUAUUGGCUUUCUUGCCAUACCAAAGAAAUUUCAGAAUUUCCAAUGCCAGAUCUUUCAUUCCUCACUCACCAAGAUCCUCGAAACACUCAAAGAUGUCAUGUCAAAGCCUGAGGUCAUACGUUUCAGACCAUAUAUUGCGGACUACGAAGAACAAGUUCUACUUACGUCUAUUGUGAGGAACUGGUGUCCAAGGUGUCUUGCUCCACGUGGACAACUAGAUGAUGAUGCACUCUGCCGAUGUGAGGCACAUAGAGAGGCUCUCGUCGAGGAGGAUACAUUUGAUGUGGAUAUGCUGCAGCGUGAGUUUGGUAUUGUUGGAGAUGUCAUGCCUUUUACAAACGACUUCCCUCAUGCCAAUAUUCAUCAACUCAUCGCACCGGAUAUCCUGCACCAAAUCAUCAAAGGCUGUUUCAAGGAUCAUCUUGUUACGUGGGUGGAAAAAUACCUCCAUCAGGAUGCCCUUUGCUGGUUUCACCACUAUCAUCCAAUAUUCCUCAAGCUCGGCAUCAUUCCUACAUUCUCGCUCCCACGCCAGCAUGCAAUGAAGCACUACCCUAAACUUAUCCGUCUUUUUGGAGCGCCAAACGGUCUCUGUUCAUCAAUGACAGAAAAUAAACAUAUUAAAGCUGUAAAGCAACCAUGGCGUCGGUCCAACAAGUACAACGCACUCGGGCAAAUGCUUGUGACAAAUCAGCAACUCAACAAACUUGCAGCAUUGCAUGUAGAUUUUACCAAAUGUGGUAUGCUCAAUAGUACAUGUCUUAGUGAUGCUUUAAACAUGAAAGGCAAUAAUGAACCCAUGAAUGACAUUCCCAACACUAUUCAAUCCAAUGCUGCCGAUGACAAUGACAAUGAUGGACUUGAUAAUGGUGAGAUCGAUGAUGGGCCACCUGAGAUUGAGGCUCAUCUUAUAAUUAUAUUAGAACGAAACUGUGCUCAAACUGUGGCGGCACUUGCUAUCGAGCUCUCUGUUAAACACUUACAAGAACUCAUCGAGAGCUUUCUGUUCAAACAGCUUCACCCUCACGACACUUGUGACCAUGCUACUAUCCCAGCUGACAGCUUCCCGGUCUACAAUGGGAAAGUCUCAGUAGUCAAUUCGGCAUCAUCAAGAUUCUAUGCACCCAGUGAUUUAAGUGUGGUUGGAGGGAUGAAUGCACAUGCCCGCUAUGAUUGCGUGUUUAUCAAUUCACGACCGGAACUUGACGGAAUGCGAGGACUCGAAGUAGCGCGUGUGCUAUGCUUCUUUUCAUUCAGGUACAAGUUGGUCCUAUAUGAGUGUGCUGUUGUUUGUUGGUUCAGCGUCAUCAGUGAUGCUCCUGAUGAAGACACGGGCAUGUGGGUAGUUCAGCCAUCCUUCAAUGAUCACUCUCCAGACAUUUCAGUGAUACACAUUGACGCAAUCUAUCGUGCAGCUCAUCUCCUUCCCAUUUAUGGUACUGAUCCCAUCCCUCAUCAUCUCAAAUUUUACCACUCUUUAGACAACUUCUGUGCCUUCUAUGUCAACAAGUUCGUGGACCAUCAUGCAUUCGAAAUUGCAUUUUAA